Messenger RNA from Metarhizium acridum CQMa 102, 504 nucleotides. RefSeq lists its product as uncharacterized. Lineage: Eukaryota; Fungi; Ascomycota; Sordariomycetes; Hypocreales; Clavicipitaceae. The record is from RefSeq and is a predicted model, not a curated record.
AUGUUCGCUAUCCCUAAAGUUGAUGUCUAUUAUCAUGGUGUGGACGAGGGACUGAAGGAGAUGAAAGUCCCUGACUGGAGUAUCUCGAGCGACGAGGCCUUCAGCAAGUCCAUGGGUGUUGCCUUCAUCCCCGAUCCAGAGGAGAGCGCCAAAGUCGCGCGAGCCAUGAAGGAGUACAGCGCUUCGCUUCGUGACCGGAACCCUUCCAACGGGUUCUUUGCGACGGUCCCCUCUCUCGAGCGUACCGACCUUGUGCUUCGCGAGCUUCGCUAUACUUUCGAUACCCUGCACGCCGACGGUGCGACCUUGUUUGCCAGUUAUGCCACCCCGGGGGGUUACUUGGGCCACCCAGAGUAUGUGCCCGAUUGGGAGGAACUCAGCCGCCGUAAGGCUGUCGUGUUCGUCCAUCCCAUCAAUCACAAGGACUCGGUUUUUGUGACGACACACUGCCGAUGCCUGCCUUCGAUUGGCCGCACGAGACGGGACGCACGGCCAUGGACUUGA